This is a messenger RNA of Peronospora belbahrii, 2571 nucleotides long. The record is from the annotation of a GenBank genome assembly. NCBI's taxonomy places the organism in Eukaryota, Oomycota, Peronosporomycetes, Peronosporales, Peronosporaceae.
AUGCAUCUGGUAUCGAGUCAAUCUCUACCGCACAAUGACAAUACAAAUGCAAACCUCGUCCGUCGGUUAAGCGGUGCUACUGGUGAUGAAAACAAGACCGUGCCGUUCAACUCAUGGGGUAAUACCAUGACAACACUAAAAUAUGGACUCUCCUUUAUCAUUGUUCUUGUCGCGGCUCACCCUCUUGGACUCUUGUUCCCCAAGUUCUUUAAACUACCAUUGAUUACGGGCUAUCUCUUCAUCGGGAUUAUUGCUGGCCCCUUUGCUACGAACCUCAUUACGGCAGACAUUGUGAAUCUCCUGUCCAACUACGUGAGUGCUUUGGCGCUAUCUUUUAUCUCGUUCCAGGCAGGACAGGAGAUUUACCUCCCAGAGUUGCGUCCACAACUCAAGUCGAUUAUGAUUCUUCUCGGUGUACUGUACGUGACGGCCAUGGUCAUUCUCACAUCUGCAAUCUUGCUUGCCGAGAGUGCCUUCUUCUAUGGUAACCUCGCACUGAAUUGUCAGCUGGGCAUUGCACUCAUGUUUGGGUCUGUUUCUGUGUUGGGAUCACCGGCGACGGUAAUGGCUAUCAAGAUUGAGCUAGAUAGUGUCGGUCCCUUUACUAGUCUUAUGCUUGGUGCUACGAUGACGGCAGAGUUUGUGGUGCUCGUAUCCUUUUCGAUGUCGCGUAUCGUGUGCUCCAUCUACUGCGCUGAGUUGGAUGUUUCGUUGAUCAACCUUCUGUUCACCCUGAGCAUUGUCAUGUCCAACGUCUUGGUCGGGGUAGUUUUGGCUGGCUUGACGUUUGCAAUCUUCCAGAUUCCUGGAGGUAAGCAUCAUGAACACGUGAACAGCCCUCACAGCAACAAUGUUGACGCGAGUCCAAGCGCUACAACGUACUAUAACCAGAGGACCCAAGGGAACGAUUCUUGUGUACAGAUUGAUAGGACCCCACAUCCAAACAGUGACUCUACUAUCGAGAAUGGGAAGAAUGGUGGUGCUUUGGCCUCUCUAUUGACGCCUCAGACGUUGCUCUGCUUGAAAGGCUUCAUGUGGUUGACCAUGGGGUAUGUGUUUUAUAUCUCAACAAAUACCAUUGCCAAGGUCACUGACGCGGCAUUUGGUUUGUCGUGGGAGGUAAAGUUUGAGCCACUGCUUGUGCUCAUGAUCGCUGCAUGUAUUGCUGGACAUCACUCGGGCAUUCGGCAUGAUAUGCACGUUAUCCUUGACACCGCGGCACCAUACAUGUUCCUGCCAUUCUUUGUGAUGACGGGUGCAGCAUUGAAGCUGAAUCAAGUGGUACAUGCUAUUCCGCUCAUGGCAGUGUACGUGGUGCUACGGUACAUUGCGAUCUUCAUUGCGUGUUACGUCGGUGGUCGUUUCUUGCUCAAGUUGCCACCAAGACAGUACAAUAACCUUUGGUUGACAAUGACACCACAGGCUGGUGUUGCAUUGGGUCUUGCCAACGAGGUGAUGGCAUUGAGUGAUGAGACAUGGGCAGCCGACUUUGCAGCAACGAUCGUGGCAGCAGUAGUGGUGAACCAGAUCAUCGGUCCUGUGCUAUGCGCGAUGGGCUUAGGUCGUGCAGGUGAGACGGCAAAGGACCGUAUACAAGAUGAACAAGAGCAUAAGGACGUGGAGCAGCAAGAUAGUCACGAAGAUGAUGUGAAACCACGACCAAGUCGCUUUUCCAUCCGAGUCAGUCAAACGAGCAGACCAAGUCGCUUUUCUAUUGUUGAUGUUGGAGACGCGAGACCGUUGCCACCGUUUCGUGAGGUGAAAAAUGCCGUUGUCAUUGGAGACGACGAAGUGGCUUUUGAGAUUGCACUCCAGCUUUCACUCUAUGGUGCCCAUGUGAAUGUGCCUCUAUUAGAUGAAGAACGUGCACAUAAGUGGCAAAAAAUGAAUGAAGCAAUUCUCAAGCGUACGGUCAAAGGUGGACCUAUUUCCUACAAGAAUACACUCAAGGACCGUGAUAAUGCUCAAGCCAUGUCAUCGGCCGAUGUGAUUAUUUUCACGUGUGAUGCGAAUCGUACACGUGAGAAUGUACACUUAUUAAAGUCUCUAUUGGGUGAAUCCCAUCCACGAAUGAUUGCACUUGUACCGGAUUCCAAGUUUAGCAAGGAGAUGAAAGCACAAGGUGCGCUAGUUCUUCAACCAUCGAUUGCUCUUGCUAAUAUUGCAACACGUAUGGCACUCUUGGAGACGAAAUUAGCUGACUCGUUGUCAAAAGAAACAAGUACGACCAGUGAUUUUACACCCGCCUCGUACUUUUUACGUGGUCCUAGAGAUUUAUCGGAAGUAAAUCUAGAAGGUCGUCGUAUGUCACUACGUCGAAGCAUUGUGAACCAUCAUGCAGUGGAUUAUGAUCGUCUGAUGGCAACGCUUGCUGCCGUCAAUGUCCCUCCUCCUCCUCCGUCUCGUGUCGCAAUGUUUGGCACGUCUUCUGCUUCGGGCUUUGAUCCAUUUUCAAAUCAACGAGAAACACUUGCCUCCAAUUUCUUUGUUGUACAUGAUGGCGCAGAAGGAGUGGAAGAGACAGUGCCCAAUGGCUUUCCAAAGUCUCGCUUCCGGUCAUUUUGUUGGUAA